Aspergillus saccharolyticus JOP 1030-1 is the source of this 1041-nucleotide messenger RNA. Its product is annotated as TFIIIC subunit 6 family protein. The record is from RefSeq and is a predicted model, not a curated record. The transcript has 4 exons. NCBI's taxonomy places the organism in Eukaryota, Fungi, Ascomycota, Eurotiomycetes, Eurotiales, Aspergillaceae. The coding region runs from base 1 to 1041 and encodes 346 amino acids.
AUGUCCCUCCCUCCUCCCAUCCCGGUCGACCCGGCCAUGCUAGUCGAUCAGCCUCAUCCCGAUCUCGACAUUGACUCUGACUAUGAAUACGAAUAUCAUCCCACCGAGACUGAGACCGUCUACCUCACUUUCGACCUCUCCACUCUGCAUGGCCCACUUCGACCACCUCGCCGCCGUCAACCUUCUGCGACCGCCACUUUGACGACAUCAUCAGGAACAACCACAUCCGACGAACCCGAUGCGGCGCGUUCCAGCACCGAAUUCACCCAUACCGACUCACCAGCCGACGGCCUACAGCUUCUCGCUCUUCACACCCCCAACCCUUUAAUCUCGUACCAAAACCAGAUCUUCAGCGGUACCUGGGCAGACCAACUGGGCACAGACUUGAUCUUUGCUCAUCCGGGUGAGGAGAGCAGCGGAGACCAAGACGAGACCGCACCCCACGAUCCCCAUCGCGCCCACCGCACAGAUCAAGGCCUCACCCCGCUCCGUCGUGGGCACAACUACGACCUUCUCGCUGCUCCCAGUAUCAAGAUCAUAGGUCGCAAGGCCACCCUCAUCUCGUCUACGCAACACGCGACAGCGACAGCAGAACCAAAUCUCCCCGCUGCUGGGAUGACGCCCACCGCACUAAUGACCGGGAUCAUCCGGGCCCCAAAUCUUCCGUCGAGUAAUCAAGCGCGGUUCCUCGAGCGCCUGGCCAGUUUAAAGCGAAGCAAAGGAGAGACCGACACGGUGCGAACGGUCUUUAGCACGAAACGUAUCCAGUCGGACCAGGCAUCAUCGAUGAGCGGGCGGUCUCGUGGCUGGGCGCGCACCGAGGAACAACUGUCGGAAAUUCAGCGCUUGAACGAGCUGGCGCUGCAAGGCGAUGCAACGGCCAUGGCAGAGUUAGAGGCGCUGUACGCGCGGCUUGGUGAGGAUGUCUCGAGAGAGACGGAGAGCGAAGAUGAUGAGGACGCUGGCGCUGACGAUAAUGAUAUCGAAAUGGGAGGCUGCGACGCACUCGGCCCUACCGAGGCUCGCAAGUACGAGUCGUGA